AUGCAACGGGCGCAGAUCGGCGGUGAUCAGUUCUGCGAAGACUGGCUCAUCGCGAACAGCAACAAAUGGGCUUCAAAUGUCCUAAUUGUCUACCGUAAAGCAGAAACAGAAGAAGAGUUGGGUCGUGGCAUAGACAGGCCGCGGCAGCAAGCAAGAACAGUAAGGCAACCCGUGGUGAAUAACCCAUAUGUGAAUCAUAAAUUGAUCAACAACAGUGAUUCUGCAGACAAACAAAGACAACAUGGACGCUACAACAGGAGCACAAACAUGGUUAUUUAUUUAGCUGAGCUGCUGAUUCUUAAGAUGUGUGAUCAGAAAAAUUAUGGUGACCAAGGUGAGAUGUUAAACACUGAGGAUGUGGAUGAGCUGUCAGCCAGUGAUGAAUCUGAGCCUGAGAAACAAACCAGCAAUGCUCCCUUUGACCCAGAGCUGGAUGAUGAUGAUUAUGAUUAUGGUGGGGAGGUUGAGAUCUCUGCUCUAGCUGCAGGACACCAAGCUCAGAGUUCCUUCAGUCUGAGAGGAGGGAGUUCAGCUUUCUCAAACCGUAGCCACAGCAUCUUUGAAUGCCUGGACAGUGUUGCUCGGCCAACCGCCUCCUCUCUGAGCCAAGAUGACGUUACAGACGGAGUAUUUGCUCGGCCUCUGCCUCCACAUCCCAGCAGAAAGACAAGUCAGCCUCUGUCCAACUGUCCCACACCGGCAAAGAAAAGAGGCGUUCCGGACUACCUGGUGCACCCUGAGCGCUGGACCCGCUACAGUCUGGAAGAAGUGACAAUGACCUGUGACAAGGGCAACAGAUAUGCAGCUCACAACUUCCUCUUCAGUCUGCAGCAGAGGAAAGAGCUACAAGAGAGCAGGACAGAUUCCUCCUGUGACAUCCAGCAGAAGAUUAUCUUCUCCAGACCCAGCGGGAUGCUAACUGAAAAACCUGCUGAACAGCUGUCAGCUGUUGGAGGCAAAGAGGAGACACACCUCAGUCAUCUGGAGGAGGACGACGAGAAUGAGGAGGGCAUGGAGGAAGCCAGAAACCAGAGUGUAGAAAGGGCGAGAGAUGAAGAAAAAGACAUAAAGGGAGUUUUGGGUCGACCAGAGGAGAAGAAAUCCGGGCAGAAAGAAAAAGAGGAGGAGGAAGAGGCCAACCCCCGCUUUCCAUCUUUCAGGCAGACCAAGCGUAAGAACUACAGGAAAAGCUCAGGGCAAGAUGAUAACUGACCACUACACAACUCUUUGCCACCUCAUCUUUAUGCCAAAAUAGUACAAACCACAGAUGUAAAACACUGACUUUACUGUACUCAGUCCAGAGCACAGCGCAAGCGGGAGGAUUUUGGAUUGAGCCCAAAACAGAUUUUUUGAAAUGUUGGAGCGUUGCCUUAUCACCUGCUCCAAUUUUGCUGCAGUACUGCUCACACCUCUAGUUCGAGAAGCAUCCCCAAGCCUGUCUUUGCGUUACUGCAGCAUAUGCAGAUGAAUGGAGCAUGCCCGUCCUACAGUGGACUUUUUUUCUGGAGGGGCUCCAGGCAUUAAGGGAAGGUGGGCGCCAGUCAUCUAAUAAAUACAAUGCAGCAUUUUUCCUUUUUUGGAGCAAGUGGUUCAGCGAUUUGAGUAGAGCCAGGUGAAAUCUGAGUGGAGCGUAGAGCAAUACUGAGCAAAGUGUCUGGAAGCGAAUUUGGACAAGGGGGCAGAGAAAAUGAACAGCUCUGUGAGCGAAGAGCGUAAAUUCUCACUGAUCAAAUUAUGCUAUGUACUACCAAACCCUUAAACUGAUAAAGAGCAACUUAACAGCAGGCUCAGAAGCAGUGUUUUGCUGACCUCUAGUGAUUUACCGAUGGUUAUGGUUGGACAUGGGUUCUGCUGCACCUGUAACAACACCAAAAAGUGAACUAUAGAAUAAACUGUUUAUCUUUUUUUUUUUUGUUGUUAGCAUGUCAGCUAACUAGCUUACCCUACAUUUAAGUACGCUAGUUUUCAAUCGAGGAGGCAACAUCAACAGCUAACCGUCAGCUAAAAGUGAGAAGCUGCUUCUGGGAAAUCUAACUAAAUCUAGGUAAAUCUACUGCUUUUAUUGUAUUGUAAAAAUGUGUUGAAAAUGCAAGAUUGACAGGCUAGCAACAAGUGUGGGGGGUGGGGGGCAAGGCUGAGUAAUUGUCAGUUAAAUUCAAAUAAGCCUGAAAACAAACGUAAACACACUUUGUUUAAAAAAAAAAAAAAAGAAUCAACAUGAGGGCAGUGAGUGUUAAGUCCAGCUGGUAAUACUGGGGAAGGAAAUUGGAACUGUAGGAAUUUAAAACUUGUAGUCUUUAUCCUGAUUUGAUUUACAUUUUUUUUGUAGCAUGUUCUGUAUAUUGGAAUAGUCUCAAUCUUAAAUAAAAACUUUUGAUUUUUAUU
Molecule: messenger RNA, 2385 nt
Organism: Etheostoma cragini (Arkansas darter)
Lineage: Eukaryota; Metazoa; Chordata; Actinopteri; Perciformes; Percidae
Gene: tssc4
Product: tumor suppressing subtransferable candidate 4
Exons: 4
Coding region: 1-1212 (403 amino acids)
Source: RefSeq, a predicted model, not a curated record